GAAUUAGCCACUCGAGGCCGUUGCUUCCUCUCCUACCUUCAUCCUCAUCAAUCAAAACAUGCCACGUGUAACAAACACCGACACCAUGUAUUAGCCUCCGGGACUGUUACCCCAUCACUUGUCGUCCUUAACGGCACCGGAACCCCCCCCAAGAGUUGCCUGUUAGACACACAUGUGCAUACACAUUCCCAAGAUCCUAACCUACUAUUCUCAUGUGCCCUCUUAACCAACUAAACCACCAAUGCCUUCAUGUGCCUAAGAGUCCUCAUAUUUUGAAUUACCCUCUUAUACCACUCCAAAUUCACAGCAUCAAUGCCUUCUACUACCUCCUGACACAUCCCAUCUCCCUCUCUCUCUCUCUCUCUCUCUCUACAACCACUGUACAAGAGAGCGAGAUAUCAUAAGGAAUUCUUGUAUUAUAGCCUAUUUAUAUAUAUGAAUUUGAAAUGAUUUGGGAUGGACCGAGGAUGGAAGCCUAAUGUUGAAAUAUCACCAAAUUGUCCUCGGUGUGGUUCUUCAAAUACUAAAUUUUGUUACUAUAACAACUAUAGCUUAACUCAACCCAGAUACUUUUGCAAAGGUUGUAGAAGGUAUUGGACUAAAGGCGGUUCGCUGCGGAAUGUCCCCGUGGGCGGUGGUUGCAGGAAGAAUAGAAGAGGGAAGUCGUUGAGAUUGUCCAGUACUGAUGUUGCACAGUCCAAAAGCUUAGGUUAUGGUGGUGUAACUGCUGAUUCUACUAGGCAUGUUCAUGGCUAUAAAGGGAUUAAUCCCUCUAUUGAAUCUUGUAGCUCAUCGACAAGGUCAAAUGGUUCGCAUAUUGAUCUUGCACUUGUUUACGCAAACUUCUUGAAUCCACAGCAGCCAGAUCCCAAGACUGCUUCGUCAGGUUUUGAGAUGCAAGAAUUGGGUAGUGAUCAUUUUGAUCCUUCUCUUGACUUUUCCGGCAUUUCAAACGUGAAUUUGGAUUCAACUACAGUUCAACUACAUGAUAUUGGAGACCACAAUUUUGCUGGAUGCAUCCCUGCUAUCUCUGAUUCUUCCAUGGGAGAUCCACCAAGUGACAAUCAUCAAUUGAUGCACUACUGUGGAGUAGACUCAUCAUCAAAACACAAGCAAGAAGCUAAUGAUCAUAAGAUUCCACAAUGCACAAGUAUUACACAUGACCCAAUCAACUAUGGAUUGCCUCCAUUGCCAGGGGAGGAGAUUGGUUCUCAAGAGAUUCUGUGGCCUAGUUCUCAUAUGAUGGAGCAUAGUCAUACCUUGCAAGUAACACAACAGCAGGCAGUUCUUGGACCGGAUCAAACUCAAGAUCCUAAUACUCUUUUGUUUGGUAAUUGGAGCCCUUUUGAUUUGUCUAGUGAUGAUGCUUUCUCAAGGAGUUGAACGCUAAAAAGGUUUUUCCUUCUCUUUUUAUUCAUCAAAUCUUUUCUUGGCAUUAUUAUGUAUAGAAUGUAAAAUAAUCUAUACAUGUAAAAGUUUAUGCUUAUUACCUGACUUCUUUUUUUAAAUGAUAAAUAAGGCAUAUGGCACCUAUACUUUUGUUUUCAUUCCCUGGGAAAUUUUGUAUAUUAAGAUUAUCAAAGCUUCCAUUAUAG
Messenger RNA from Ricinus communis (castor bean), 1595 nucleotides. Its product is annotated as dof zinc finger protein DOF3.5. Bases 457 to 1383 code for a protein of 308 amino acids. The record is from RefSeq and is a predicted model, not a curated record. Gene Ontology annotation, biological process: regulation of DNA-templated transcription. The transcript has a single exon. NCBI's taxonomy places the organism in Eukaryota, Viridiplantae, Streptophyta, Magnoliopsida, Malpighiales, Euphorbiaceae. Gene Ontology annotation, molecular function: DNA-binding transcription factor activity; DNA binding.